AUGGAAUUAGCUGAUCCAUCAUUUGACACACCAAACAGAAUAGAUAUUAUUUUAGGUGCUGAGGUAUAUAGCCAGAUCUUGUUGGAAGGUUUGAUCAGAGGUUCUUCCGGCUCUGUCGUUGCACAACACACAAGACUCGGUUGGAUCUUAUCUGGUAAAAUACUCAGCGAAAAUAAAAGCGAAAUCAACCGUGGCGAAUCGUGUCUCAAUGUAGUAAACCGACAUUUAGCUCAAUCAAAUGAGAACGAGCUUCUCAAAAAGUUUUGGGAGCUAGAGUCUGAACCAUCCUUUGAUAGGACUAAACACUUAACUCUAGAAGAGAAAAGGUGUGAGGAACUUUUUAUUAAAACUACCAGACGCGAUGAGUCUGGUAGGUACAUCGUCAAACUACCCUUCAAAACGGAAAAUUCACUUUGUCUACACGGUAAUCUAAAGAAUAUCGCGCACAAGCGUUUUCUCAUGUCAGAAAGACGUUUGUUGAGAACACCCAAUCUCAAGACUGAGUAUUCCAAGGUCUUAGAGGAGUACCUCAGUUCGGGCAAUGCAGAAGUGGUAAAACUAAGUGAAGUGGUCAAAAAAGGAGUAGUAUAUCUACCACACCACGCUUCGUCAAGAUAA
Messenger RNA from Hyposmocoma kahamanoa, 618 nucleotides. RefSeq lists its product as uncharacterized. Bases 1 to 618 code for a protein of 205 amino acids. The record is from RefSeq and is a predicted model, not a curated record. NCBI's taxonomy places the organism in Eukaryota, Metazoa, Arthropoda, Insecta, Lepidoptera, Cosmopterigidae. The transcript has a single exon.